UAUCCGCUGCUGUAAAGAUUGCAAAUGGCUUUCAGGCUCCUCAGUCCAAUAACACUUGCUACUUCCGUAGCUGCACUGGUUUCAACCGUGUGGAACGGGACGUCAUACGCUUGCAAAUGCUACCAUGACGAUGCCUGCUGGCCCACCAGAGAUGAAUGGUCCAAACUGAAUUCCAGUGUUGCCGGUCGACUCGUGGUUGACGUUCCUCCUGGCAGCGUGUGUCACGAUACCUUCGAAGGUCCGCUUGGCACAUUGCAUACAUAUAAUGCAGCACAAUGCACCAAUGUUUCGACACUAUUCUAUGAAGAGCAAUGGACGACCGAUCAGCCUGCAGCCGAGCUUUGGACUUAUUACACGAACGAAACCUGCCGACCGACGACUGACCCAAGCGAUCCGUGUACGUUGGGCUUCUAUGGAGUAUAUGUGAUACUGGCUACUGAGUAUGAACAUAUCAAGGCUGGUAUUGAUUUUGCACGGGAACACCAGCUCAGACUCAUCGUACGAAAUACGGGACACGAUUUCCUUGGCCGCAGUACCGGAUGGGGAGCGCUCGUCAUAAACACCCACAGCUUCCAAAAUGCCACAUUUUCGGUGAAUUAUGAAGGACCUGGAAACUACACGGGUCCAUCCGUGCGCGUGGGAGCCGGCGUCCAAGGACGUCAAUUGCUCAGACAGGCCAACGCUGAGAACCCGCCUCUGGCACUUGUGGUCGGAGAAUGUCCAACAGUUGGGCCAUCUGGUGGUUUUAUCCAGGGCGGCGGUCAUGGCCCAAUGACCACGAUGUAUGGGCUCGCCGCAGAUAAUGUCUUGGAGUUCGAGGUACUCACGGCCGACGGUGAGUACAAGGUCGCAAAUUCAGAGUCGAAUAUAGAUCUCUUUUGGGCUCUGAGAGGCGGUGGGCCUGCAGCCUACGCCGUCAUCUUGUCGACCACAUUCAGGGCUUACGAGGACGUGCCGUCCAGUGGAGCCAUUUUGAAUAUCAAUUCGACCCAUACCACGAACGAGACACUCUUCUGGGAAGCUGUGUCUAUAUUUCUGGGUUACUCGAACCACUUCGUGGACAGUGGUCUGUACGUGUACUACGAGCUUACGGACUUGAGGCUCCACAUCCAGCCUUUUGUAGCCAUCAAUCAAACGACCGAGCAGCUCGAUACGAUCCUCCAGCCAUUGUUCGAUGACCUGAACUCCAUAGGCCUGUCAAACUAUUUCACAACAACAAAAGGCUUCGAUACGCUCUUUGAUCUCUACAUUGAUCUCUUCGAGGAUGAAGAGGCCGGCGUCUCGGCGGUCACAGGCGGAUGGGCGUUCGCACACGAGGAUGUCGCCAACAAUAAUGACGGCAUUGCUGCCGCGUUCCAGAACGCCAUCGCGUACGGAGCUGGCAUUAUUGGGCAUAUCUGGGACCCAGGGCACAACAUGCCCAUUCCGAACAGCGCCACCAACCCGCGCUUCCGCAAUACAAGCGACUUCGCCAUCAUCGCCCUGUCCGUGGCCACAAACGCAACCUGGGAGGAGAAGGAGGCUGCCCAGGCGUUGAUGACAUACAAUCUCGAUCAGGCAUUCAGAGAGGCUGGACCAAAUGGGUGUGGAUAUGUCAAUGAGGGAGACCCAAACCAACCUGACUGGCAAACACACUUCUACGGGACCAAUUACCCGGAGCUUUUGACCAUUCGACAGAAAUGGGAUCCCACUGGUGUAUUCUACUCGAUCGCAACGCCUGGAACCGAAGAUUGGGAAGUCAUAGAUUAUGGGACCCGGCUGUGCAAGAGAGUUGAUUGAAACUUGGUUCCAGUCUCGCCGCUCGUGAGUUCAUUGGAAGAGACACGAUGCUUCUAAGUAUUUUGUAAUAUUUCGCGGCAAACCUCAAGUACAUGAUAACAUCGAAGAG
Cryphonectria parasitica EP155 is the source of this 1888-nucleotide messenger RNA. RefSeq names its product FAD-binding domain-containing protein. The transcript has 4 exons. Bases 25 to 1779 code for a protein of 584 amino acids. Gene Ontology annotation, molecular function: oxidoreductase activity; FAD binding. The record is from RefSeq and is a predicted model, not a curated record. Lineage: Eukaryota; Fungi; Ascomycota; Sordariomycetes; Diaporthales; Cryphonectriaceae.